Amphiprion ocellaris (clown anemonefish) is the source of this 7338-nucleotide messenger RNA. RefSeq names its product MAM and LDL receptor class A domain containing 1 (gene malrd1). NCBI's taxonomy places the organism in Eukaryota, Metazoa, Chordata, Actinopteri, Pomacentridae. The record is from RefSeq and is a predicted model, not a curated record. Gene Ontology annotation, molecular function: protein binding. Gene Ontology annotation, cellular component: membrane.
GGAUCAGUCCAAGAUCCGAGUAAACUGAACACAGUGACGUAAGUCUCUACAAGGACUGGAAUUCUUCCUCAUGUCUUCCUCAAAAUGCUUAACUUGGAGGUAAAAAUAAUCUGUUUGAGGUAAAGGACAAACUUCUGAUGGCGUUAGUGCUGGGCUCGGUAUGGCUGUUGUUGGCCUUCGUUGUGGCUUAUAACCCAGUGUCGGCGGCCGCCUGUUCAAACCAGGAGUUUACCUGCACUCAGGGUUUAUGUGUGGCUCCGGACUGUGUCUGUGACUUUACUAACGACUGUGAAGACAGCAGCGAUGAGAAAAACUGUUCCACAUAUACAAGAUGUGACUUUGAGGAGGGUUUCUGUGAACUGAUCCAAAUCUCAGAGAAGCCCUCAAAAUGGAUCAGAACAACUGAAGUUGCAGGACUCAAGCAUGACCACAAAAACAAAAUAGCACAUUUUCUUUCGCUUUCACCUGUUGGAGGAAACAGAACCCGUGCAGAUCUGAGCAGUCCUGUUUUCCUACCAAGUCACACCUGCCAGCUGAGUUUCUACUAUUAUGUCGGGGGAGCACAUGGAGAUCUUCAGGUCCUGGUUCAGACUCAUCCAGCAGAUCAGAGUACAGAGGUGUGGAAACAGUCCACACAGCUGCAGACGGAAACAUGGCUGCGGACGGUGAUUCGAUUUUCCAGCAGUCACAGUUUUCAGGUGGUAAUUCGAGGGGAACUUUCAGCUGACAGUGAAGCCUUCGAGGUCCUGGCCGUCGAUGACUUAUCCUUCAGUCCUGGCUGCAUGAUUCUGUCUGAGAGCAGUGUUCCUCCUCCUCCUGCUUGCCCUCCUUUGUGGUUUGACUGCGGCGGGGGGGAGUGUAUUGAAGAGAACAAAGUGUGUGACUUCACCCCAGACUGUCUCCAUGGAGAGGACGAAGCCAGCUGCCCCUCUGAGUGUGACUUUGAAGGUGGAUCUUGUGGCUGGUAUGAGCUCACCCCUGGCGACGGCUUCGACUGGUUCAAGGGCACGUCUAUGGAGGUUUCUCCAGAAUACUACGGUCACCCACCACCACUGGACCACUCCACUAACAGCAGUGAAGGUCAUUUCAUGUUUAUACUGAAGAACAGCAGCAGUCUAUGUCCACCAGCGGUUCUCCGAAGUCCCUGGUUCCAGCAGUCAGCCUCCGGCUGCACUAUGACCUUCUGGCAUUAUAACUCGGGUAUAUCUUUGGGGGCUGCUGACAUGUACCUUCGAAUCAAUGGAGUUCAAAACAAUACUGUCAUAUGGAGAACGUUCUAUGACCAAGGAACCCACUGGAACCAGGUCACCGUACAGCUAGGACGCAUCACCCAGCCGUUCCAGAUUGCUGUGGCUAAAAUCAGUCUCGGCAUAUUUGAUGGUAUCUCCGCUUUGGAUGACAUCACCUUCAAGAACUGUUCGAUGCCUCCAGCGGUGGCAGAGUGUCCUCAUCACACACAUUUCCAUUGUGUGCACACUAAAGCAUGUGUAGACCAUCUGCAGCUCUGUGAUCUUGUGGAUGAUUGUGGGGAUGAAUCAGAUGAGGAGGGAUGUUCUCCAGCGCUGCAGUGUAACUUUGAACAAGGACUGUGCAGCUGGACACAGGAACGGAGUGGAUUAGAUAUGUUUGACUGGACCCGCAUCCAAGGCCCGACUCCAUCCUUCAAUACAGGCCCCUGGAAGGACCACACACGGGGCACCACUUAUGGCCACUACCUCUACAUCGAGUCCUCUGUCCCCCAGGAGUUCAGAGACACGGCUGUGUUGCUGAGCAGAGUCUUCCAACCCACCCACCAGCAUGGGAAGGACCCGUCCAAGUCCCGCCACCACUGUGUUUUCCGCUUCCAUUACCACAUGUUCGGGUCGCAUGUGUUCUGCCUGGCAGUGUACAUGAGGACUUACGCUACAGGCCGUGGUCACGUGCUGUGGGUACGAUAUGGAGACCAAGGAAACAUAUGGCACCGCAAGACUCUCUAUCUCACCAGUGCUCGGCCUUUCCAGAUUUUAAUUGAAGGUACAGUUGGAGAUGAUUUUAAUGGAGACAUCGCCAUCGAUGAUCUUUCCUUCUUGAACUGUGAGCCAUAUGAAGGAGAGCUCCCCAAACUGAAUACCACUGCCCCUGCAGUGACCACCCCAGCACCCACCGUUACACCCCACAGCUGCCCUGAAGGACAGUUUGUGUGUGAGACACUUAAGGAGUGUGUUCCCCUGAGUCAAGUGUGUGACUUCAGACAUGAUUGCUCUGAUGGAUCAGAUGAAAUAAACUGCGUAAAGGAAAGGUGCAAUUUUGAAGACGGCGACACUUGUGGAUGGACGAUUGUCCGCCCGUCUUUGGCCCAUCCCCAUGCAUUUCGCUGGUCACCUGACCAAGGGGAGAGCAUUCACGAUGGAGAGCAGUACCACCGUCCUGUUAAUGACCACACCCUAAACAGCCCUGCAGGUUGGUAUAUGUAUGCAGAUAGCUCAAAUGGCGGCUACGGUCAAACCGCUGACCUCCAGACGCCUGUCAUCUCCUCCACUGGGCCACAGUGCACCCUGGUCUUCUGGUACCACAUGAGCGGAUUCACUGUGGGAUCUCUGCAGGUGCUGCUGAAGCACAGAAAUGUCACUCAUGAGGUUUGGUCUCAGGCUGGUAACCAAGGCAACAAAUGGAAACGAGGAGAAGUGUUUUUGGGCUUAUCGAACAACUUCCAGGUGGUGUUCAGGACAAAGCGGGGCAUCAGCUACAUGGGUGAUGUGGUGAUAGAUGACGUCAGCUUCCUGGAUUGCUCCCCUCCUCUUCCUCCAGACCAGCCGUGCACACCUGAGCAGUACAGCUGCGCAAAUGGAUACUGCAUCCCUCAAGACAACCUGUGUGACUUCAUCAACCACUGCGGGGAUGACUCAGACGAGGACCCCUACAUCUGCAAGGGCUUUAGCGGACGCUGCAGUUUUGAGUUUGACCUCUGUUCCUGGCGCCAGUGCCGACAGGAUGACUUUGAUUGGCUGAUCAAAGCAGGCGGCACUCCGACUGUUGGAACUGGGCCAUCAACUGACCACACGCUGAGAGACCCCUCUGGACAUUACCUCUACCUGGAGAGCUCUUUCCCGCAGGCAGUAGGCGACACCGCCUGCAUAACAGGACCCUUACUGAGCAGCAGGAGUUCAGAGUGCAAGAUGCGUUUCUACUUUCACAUGUCUGGAGAUGGUAUCGGGACCCUUAGCGUGUUCAGCAAAACCGAAGGACGUCUCCAUCUCCUGCUGAACCUGACGGGAGAUCAGGGCAACUAUUGGCAGUUGAGAGAGGUCCCGCUGAGCAGCGCCAGAGACUUCCAGGUCAUGUUCGAGGGCAAGGUGGGCCCAAGUCCGAAGCGUGACAUCUACCUGGAUGACAUUACUUUCUCUCCAGGGUGUCUUCUGGCCUCCUCUGAUGCAUUAACGGACAGCACUCCUCCGCCUCCUGCAGAGUCUUGUCCUUCAGACUUCCUGCCUUGUGAAAAUGGCAGGUGUUUUGCUCCAGGGCAGACUUGUGACUUCACAGAUGAUUGUGGUGAUGGCACCGAUGAAAAGGAUUGUGGGACUUCCUGCUCCUUUGAGGACGGUCGCUGUGGCUGGAAGAGCUCGCUGGCUGAUAAUUUCGACUGGACGCUGGGUACUGGAUCUGUCCAGAGCAUACGACCUCCAUAUGAUCACACGCUGAUGGAUGAGAACGGUCAUUUUGUCUAUCUGGAAGCUACACCGGUGGGACUGAAAGGCGAUAAAGCUCAUAUUAGGAGCUCUGUUUGGAAAGAGUCAAGUGCCAUCUGCAAGCUCUCCUUCUGGUACUACAUUUCCCACAAGGCCUCAGGAACCAUCCGACUGCUGAUCAAGAUGGAGGACAACUUGGUGGAGGUGUGGAAUAAAACGGGGCAUCAGGGGAAUCAGUGGAACCAAGCAGAGGUCCCCCUGAGGAAGCUCAGGAACUUUGAGGUGAUAUUUGAGGGGAUUCGCUCGAUGGACGUGAGCGGAGGAGCUGCACUGGACGAUCUGGAGUUCAUAGACUGUGCUCCAAGUGCUGUGGAUGCACUUAGUUGUCCCGCAGUCUCAGACUUUGUGUGUCACAGUGGCCACUGCAUUGAGUACCACCUGGUAUGUGACAACAAGGCCGACUGUGAUGAUGAAUCAGAUGAGAUAGACUGUGACCACAUAAUUGGCUCGCCAGGUGCCUGUAAUUUCAACAUGGAGGAAGGCCAGUGGGAAGAGAGCUGCCAGCUUUCUCAAGACGCUGACGAUGACUUUGAUUGGAGGAUCAGUCACAAGACCGAGACACCAGGAGCUGGACCUCACACCGACCACAGCCCAGGGGGUGGAGGGAACUUCUUGUACGUACACUCUGCCACUCAGAGGGAGGGUGACGUUGCCAUGGUGACCACCAGGAGUCCAUUUCCUGCCAGUAUCGGCCAGUGUCACCUGCGCUUCUGGUUCUUCAUGCACGGCUCUGACAGGAUGGGAACACUGAAGGUCUACACCGUUGGAUCCAGCGGUACCCGUCUGCGGAUGUGGGCAGCCACUGGAAACCAUGGCAACCAAUGGAGAUACGCUAAUGUCAUCCUGUCCAACCAGGCACCUUUCAGAGUGACCUUCCAGGCAGAGGUGGGUGGAGACAUGUGGACUGACAUCGCUCUGGAUGACAUCUCCUUCACCACAGAUUGCAUGAUUGGAGGACCAGUAACUCCGCAGCCUCUGACCUGUGGUGCGGACCAGUUCCAGUGUUCGUACUCUUUUCAGUGCAUCCCCCAGAGCUGGAGGUGUGACGGGGUGCCGGACUGCGUUGAUCGGUCUGAUGAGGAGCACUGCCCGGCCUUGGUACCCGGAACUCUUCCUCCUCAGGACGCCUGUCCGACUGGAUAUUUUCAGUGUUCAGACCUCCGCUGCCUCCCUUCCAUCCUGCGCUGCGACAGAGUCCUUGACUGCCCAGAUGGAGAGGAUGAGUACAGCUGCCCUCUGCUGCAGUGUGAGCUGGGAGAACUGGUGUGUGAAAAUUCGCCUGCUUGCAUCCCGCUUCAGAAACGUUGUGAUCACUCUGCCGACUGCCUGCCUUUCCACUCAGAUGAGUCCAGCUGCGAUGAUUGUCCUCCAAUGUAUUGCCUGAAUCUCGGCACAUGUGUCGCAGAGCAAAACGGCCCUGUUUGCAUGUGUAAUCCAGGAUGGACAGGAAACCGUUGCCAUUUGAGGGAGAAACCCCUCUCCACUUCAUCACCCACACCAGAGGACACAGAGCUGGAUGCUGUGUAUGCUGGCAUCGGUAUCGGGUUGCUGCUGCUCGUACUCGGACUCGCAGUGUGUUUUCUGGCUUUAUUCAAGAACAAAUGCUGCCAAAUAAAGCCUCACGCGAUGGUGACGGAUAACCUAGACUCUGACUGGGGAGCACAGCGCCCGUCCCUGGAUGAAAGGUCAUGUGGUUGUCCUGGCGUUAACCCCAGCAGGAGUGAUGGUCGUGGGCUUUCCAUUAGUGUCUACCCGUGGGGGCGGGAGGUGGAGCAUGGUUCGAACUGGAAAGACGCCAAGCUGUCCUUCUCCAACCCUUUGUACAAAUACCCCCCCGAUGCUAAUGGUGCUGACUGCAACAGCUCUGAAGCAUAAAAACAAUGGACCUUAUCUAAGAUGUUGGCAUUUUGCCUUUGUUUAGAUUGCAUAGUAUAGAUAGACAGUACAUGUAGGGAAAGAGAGCAGGGGAAUGAUAAGUUGGCAAAGGUCUGGCUGGCCGGGAGUCGUCCUUUAUGUGUUCAUUCUGCAAUCAGUCAGAUUUAAAUGAUGUCCUGACCUGCUGCUGAGGUACCAGUUUGGGUUGAAAAUAUAAAGAGUGAAUUUCAGAUAUUUUGCAAGAAGCUUUUCAAUGGUAGUUGUGAGCCGUAGCUACAGUCUUUAAAUGACUUGGCGUGGUAUUCCCCACUCGAUCUGCAGAAGAGCCGAUGAUCGUUGAAUCCGAGUUUUAUGUAUAAAUACCAAUAAAUUAGUUAUUAAAGCACUCAAAAAUUCUGUGUGCAACUUCUCAGAUCCACAGGAUGUCACAAAAAUCACCAGCACCUCGGACCAAAAUGAACAUGAGUCAAACAUUCUCCUUAUCGUCCUGCUUAAUUUACAACCGCGAAGGUUGCAUACACAAGAGCAAACAAAAAACAAUCCAGCGAGAGUGGAAUGGAAUGGAUGAAAGCGUAGAGGAGCAGACGAACCUUAAAGCAGCAGUAGUGACACUAUGGUACCUGUCAGUUUUUUGAUGUGUGUGAUUGCUUCCCAACACUGGAUGUCUGAUGGGCCUACAACUCGGCAGUGUAUGAUUGAGCUACUCUUCAACAGGAAUCAGCACAGGAUUCACCCCGUUACGACUGCACAAAAAUCAUCUGCACCUGAUUGGACGAUGCUUCACUUGGUGCUCCUGGAUUUAAAACUGGACCAACAUAGCUGCUUGCUUGGGCACUCCCUUUAAUUGUCUUCCUGAAGACAUUUGAGGUGAGAAAUAACCCACGCAGUUGCUGAAUCUGUCUUCAUUUUAGAUCAACAACCAUCAUUUAAAAAGUUUUUCAAGAAGUUUCGUGACACAUCACACUCGACGCUCCUCGCAUCAUUUGCAUUAAGUAGCCAAGACCUCAUCUUUAUGCAAAUUAGAAGAUGGCAACGCAACGCCCCAACUUUUGAAAUGUUGAAGUGAAGGAUGCUGUGGACAGGAACCAUCACGCUGAAAUGAAAUAAAAUGAAUGUACAUAAAUUAGUUUGAAAUGGAGUGGGACUUCACUCUUGGUUGUUUAUAAGCAGUUUCAAAGGGAGGGACUCGCAUGCACUAACAUGCAUGAGUGGCUGAACCGGCUGCCCAAACUUAGAACAGAGUGGUUCAGAUUACAACACCCACAGAGCGAGUGUGACUAUGUUUAUGUACGGUAUGAACAGUAAUGUCGAUUUAACUGCAGGAGCUGUGCCCUGUGCAGCACUAUGUUGCUUUCUUUUUGAGAUUUAGAAGAGAAGAUCAAUACCACUCUCAUAUUUGUCAGGUAAAUAUAAGCUCAAGAUGGUGAGCUAAGUAAGAUCCAAGCCUGGAAACAGGAGAAACAGCCACACUGUAACAACAUCUGCCUACUAUUACCUCUAAAACUCACUAAGUAACAUAUUAUAUCUUGUUUGUUUAAUUUGUACAAAAUAUUAAAAAUGCCGAGUUGCAGUUUUAUGGGUCGUGUUUCUUUGCCAAGAGCAAUAAACUUUUGAAUCUAUAUGGAGACUUUCUGCUGGCUAUAGCCAAGUGUGGCAUCGAUCUUCUCACUAAAUUCUUGGCAAGAAAGCGAAUAAAUGUACUCCAUUAAAUGCUGACUGUGGAAACAUUUUAAAAAAA